Molecule: messenger RNA, 2354 nt
Organism: Theobroma cacao (cacao)
Lineage: Eukaryota; Viridiplantae; Streptophyta; Magnoliopsida; Malvales; Malvaceae
Gene: CYP86A7
Product: cytochrome P450, family 86, subfamily A, polypeptide 7
Molecular function (GO): monooxygenase activity; iron ion binding; heme binding
Source: RefSeq, a predicted model, not a curated record
AAAAAACAAAAAAAGGGGGAGUCUGGAAGGUAGGAGAGCGGGAUUUUCUCAACAAAUCUGGCUGCCCAUAUUAAUUGCCUUUCUUUCUGACUUUCUGUGUAUUUCCUCUAUAUAACACUUUUGUCUUCUUUUUUUUCCCUUCAUUCACAGACGUCUCGCCCUUCCUUCUCUUUCAGACUUUUGGUCUUCUCCUCCACAAUCCAAGAAAAUUAAGUUGAAACCCUGUUCUUCCUUUUGUAUCCUUCUCUUCCUCCCUUUUCAUCCUGCACAUUCUUUGAUCCAGUUAACAUCAUUCUUUACAAAACAGGAUCUGGUUCCAUUUAUUUUUUCUCCAUUUUUGUUCAGCAGCCCAAGAAUCGGUAGCGUCGGAUAGACCUAUCACACUACAAGGCUUGAAAGUUGAAAGUCACGUUGCAACAACUGCAAGUAUUUUUUUGUGUUUCGUGUCUUCAUUAGCGAAGAAAUCAUAGUUUACUUGUUCAAGUGCAAAUUUUCAUCAACAUGGAUGCAUCAACGGCUUUGAUGAUCUUAUCAGCCAUAGCUGCUUAUUUAGUAUGGUUCAAGUUGAUCACACGGUCGCUCCAUGGUCCACGUGUCUGGCCUUUAUUGGGCAGCCUCCCGGGGCUCAUUCAGAACUCGAAUUGCAUGCAUGAGUGGAUCGCGGAAAAUCUCCGCGCGUGUGGCGGCACGUAUCAGACAUGCAUCUCCGCAAUUCCAUUUUUAGCCCGGAAGCAAGGUCUCGUGACCGUCACGUGCGAUCCCAAGAACUUGGAGCAUAUUUUGAAGGGCCGGUUCGAUAAUUACCCCAAGGGACCUAAUUGGCAGGCUGUGUUUCAUGAUUUGCUGGGUGAUGGGAUCUUCAAUUCCGAUGGUGACACGUGGCUGUUCCAGCGUAAGACUGCCGCUCUGGAAUUCACCACCCGGACUCUGCGCCAAGCCAUGGCAAGGUGGGUUAGCCGGGCCAUCAAGCACCGAUUUUGCCCAAUUCUCGAGACGGCUCAGCUCCAAGGGAAGCCGGUUGAUCUUCAAGACCUCUUGCUCCGGCUCACCUUCGAUAACAUAUGCGGCUUGACCUUUGGCAAGGACCCUCAAACACUAUCUCCUGGCCUUCCUGAGAACGGCUUCGCAAUGGCUUUUGAUCGAGCCACCGAAGCCACGCUUCAACGCUUUAUUUUGCCUGAAAUCAUAUGGAAGCUAAAGAAAUGGUUUCGGCUUGGGAUGGAAGUCAAGUUGAGUCAAAGCCUUGAACACAUGGAUAAAUUCUUAUCCGACAUCAUUAAUACACGUAAGCUUGAAUUGGUGAGUCAGAGACAAGGUGGGACCCCACAUGAUGACUUGUUGUCCCGUUUCAUGAAGAAAAAAGAAGCCUACUCUGACGAAUUCCUCCAAAAUGUGGCUCUCAACUUCAUCCUAGCUGGACGUGACACGUCAUCGGUUGCACUGUGUUGGUUCUUUUGGUUGGUCAUCCAAAAUCCAAGAGUGGAAGAGAAAAUCCUCAUCGAAAUUUGCACUGUUCUGGUGGAGACACGUGGCGCUGACACUUCCAAAUGGGUGGAUGAACCCCUAGCGUUUGAAGAAGUUGACCGAUUGAUAUACCUUAAGGCAGCACUUUCCGAGACGUUAAGACUCUACCCGUCAGUGCCACAAGACUCAAAGCAUGUAAUUGCUGACGAUGUCUUGCCCAGUGGAACAUUUGUCCCCUCGGGAUCAAACGUGACAUACUCGAUAUAUUCAAUUGGUCGAAUGAAAUUUAUCUGGGGUGAAGAUUGCCUAGAUUUCAAGCCAGAAAGAUGGCUAUCCGAAGAUGGCAACAAAUAUGAGGCAAAAGAUUCAUACAAAUUUCUUGCAUUUAACGCCGGUCCCAGAAUUUGUUUAGGAAAGGAUUUAGCUUAUUUGCAGAUGAAAUCGAUAGCCACCGCGGUGCUGCUGCGACACCGGCUCACCAUCAUGGCAGGCCACCGGGUGGAGCAGAAAAUGUCACUAACAUUGUUCAUGAAAUAUGGGCUCCUGGUGGACGUGCACCCAAGAAAUCUGAAGCCUGUCCUGGAAAAGAUAUGCAAAGCAAGUGAAAGCUCUUCUCCCAAAGGGAACCACGAGGAAUUAGCCGCAGCAGCUGGAGUGGCAUAAGGGUAUGCUUGAAUUUUGAUGGAAAAUUUGUGAAUAUAUGCAUUGCUGGAUGAAGAAGGGAGUAAGAAUUAAGAUGGUAUUAUUAUUACCUUUAUUUUAAGUCAUCUAUAGAUGCAACUGAAAAAAAAAAAAAAAAACUGAAAAGCCAAUUAUACAUUACAAUAACCUCCCCAGGAUUGAAAUUUGUAGAAUUGGAGAAAUGAUAAAACAGUCAUUUGCUUCAGUUG